CGUAAAACGGUGUCUGGUAACUAAAGAGAAGGAAGUUGCGCUGUGCCACGUCCAACAGGAAAAGUGCGGAAGAAAGCAUUUGAUGCGCAUCCAUUUACUGACCACGAAGGCAGCAGCAGCCAAACCUGUAACAGUUCUCCAUUCACUCGCACUGCGUUUGUCCGCACUCGAACUCUGUCAGUGCUAAUGCCAUUUGUGAAUAUGAGAUUGCCUCCAUGACGAGGAUCGCUACAUAACAUGCCGACGCCCACGACCCGCGUGCGAAAACUGAUAGCACUUACCACAAUCCUACUGGCAACUCCGCCCGGAUUCUCUUCAGACAUUAAACUCAAGGUGGACUCAAGAGUGACCGUGUCCGUUUGGUCAAGCUUCAGCGGCUGGGGACUAGAGGUUGACGGCUGCAACAACACUCAACAACAGGCCUGCUACAACCCCCUUGUCAGAUACAACCUUCUCCUGCCCCCUGAGGACGCUCACCCACACAACCCUAAAGAUGGGGAGGGACUCACCCUAACUGUCCUCAACCAAAGGAAUGCUGCUGUCAUCUUUCACAAGGUGUUCCCGCUUGGCUACUACUGGGCGCACUAUGCUGACCUACAGUGGCACUUGGAUCGCGUGGCACCCGGACGCAUCCUCGUCCUCACGGUAGCCGUCUCUGGCACUGUGGGACUCCGCCAAGCAGCCCAGCAACUCGCUGGCCUCGGCUCCCUCUUCGCCUUGCACCUCACGCCCAUGGCACACUGGACCUGGGUCUUCGUCAAGGGCGGCCGCACCAUCUCGGAGACAGUCAUCCUUCAAGGACUAGCUCAACACCAAGCGCACCUCGUUCUGCCCCUCUCCGAUGUACCCACGCCCACUGCUCCCUCCAAUCAAACGCUGCAACAACAACGCUGGCACUACUGCCACCUUCACGCUGCCAUGGGCGGACUUUGCGAUGAGCACACUCCUGACCCACUGCCACCGCCCCCGCCGCCUACCCUCCAGCACCAAUCCGCCCUCGCCGAUGUGCCCGUCGUCGUCACAGCCGGUGCCCGCCACCAGUACCUCUACCACACCCUCAAUACCCUCCUCACUGCCCCCGGGGCACAACGUAACAACGUGCUCGUCGUGCUUGGGGACGCACCACAGCCUACCACACAACUGCUACGUCUCAUCAACGUCAACUUCACCAAAGUUCCUGUUCACGGGGAAGGCAACCUCAAACUCUUCCGUUACUACCGUAGCGUCUUCCAGUUGGUGGCUCGCACCUUCCCCGACGCCCCUGCAGUCAUUUUCCUGGACGAGGACGUCGAGGUCUCCCCAGACUUCUUCUCCUUCAUGAGCCAGACUCUGUGGCUUCUCCGCGAGGACCCCACACUCUACUGCAUCAACGGUUAUGGAGGAUCUAAAGAAUUAUCAUACGAUGAGGCACAGGUUCUCCGUUCCGAUACACAGGUUUCAUGGGGUUAUGCCGUUUCGCUUGACUUUGUGCGCGAAGCUUUGACGUACUGGCAAAUUAAACAGGAGGGCUCUAUGUAUGAUUACUGGCUGUACAGCACUGUGGCCAAAGGUCGUGAGUGCGCAAUGCCUAUUCUGAGCCGCACGCGCCACUAUGGCAUCGGCAUGAAUACUGAAGCCUGGAUUCACGAAUUCUUUUUCCUGAAUAAUCCAACUGUGCAGGUGCCUAUGGUCCAGCUGGAACAAGUGGCCCGACUGCAACUGCCCCUCUGGCGCCAGCACCUUGACAACAGCAUCCGUAAUGCCACGCCUUUGAGAGCUAAUCCCUGCGUUUCCGGGUUUAUUCCAAAGAGUGCGAUCCCCCAAAUUUUGGUGUUUUACGUAAAUAUGGAUAUGAAAAGCGAUGGUUCUCCAGACAUCAGCGAUUACUUUUACGUGGCUCACUGCGUGGGCACGUGGGGCCUCUCACCACAUGGAUUACACGAGGGCGUUCGAACCCUGCAACCCUCCCAACAUACUACACUGCACAUUGUGGGCGUUCCUUACUCAACCUAUUCUUACCUCCGCCCGCCAACCUUACUACCUUGGACAAUGAAGAACAUUAGUGAAUCAGAAAAGGAUAUCAUUCUAGACAACUUUGCGGCUAGGAGUAGGAUCAAUACUGCCAAUGACAAAUUAACAACAGAUGAUUUAGUAAAUUUGUUUACGAACACAGGUCACACUACUAAUGAGUGAGUGAUUUGACUGACAAAUACAUGAUUACAGGAACCGAUGUGACAGCAGGUGAGGAAGCUCACUUUUGCUAAAAAUUGUAAGGAAUUUUAAGUCAGAAACUGAUAGCGAAUGGGAAUGACUGCGUGUGCCGGUCAUAUAGAUAGUGUGGCAAGUAAUCACGUGCAGCUGGCGAUUAAGUUCAUAUUACAAAAGGCCCUGGAAAGCAAAUGAAAACUACUACAAAGUUUUGGUAAUUGUGGACACUGUGGCAGUAACUAAAAGUAUGUCUGCGAGCAAAAGCGAAAACAAGGAAAUGUCUCUAUGUAUGAAAGUACUUACCUUUUACAGAAUAAAAAACAAAAAAGUAA
Penaeus monodon (black tiger shrimp) is the source of this 2519-nucleotide messenger RNA. Its product is annotated as protein O-linked-mannose beta-1,2-N-acetylglucosaminyltransferase 1-like. The transcript has 3 exons. Gene Ontology annotation, cellular component: Golgi membrane. Gene Ontology annotation, molecular function: beta-1,3-galactosyl-O-glycosyl-glycoprotein beta-1,3-N-acetylglucosaminyltransferase activity. NCBI's taxonomy places the organism in Eukaryota, Metazoa, Arthropoda, Malacostraca, Decapoda, Penaeidae. Bases 238 to 2172 code for a protein of 644 amino acids. Gene Ontology annotation, biological process: protein O-linked glycosylation via N-acetylgalactosamine. The record is from RefSeq and is a predicted model, not a curated record.